Lingula anatina is the source of this 4626-nucleotide messenger RNA. RefSeq lists its product as uncharacterized. Gene Ontology annotation, biological process: regulation of transcription by RNA polymerase II. NCBI's taxonomy places the organism in Eukaryota, Metazoa, Brachiopoda, Lingulata, Lingulida, Lingulidae. Gene Ontology annotation, molecular function: DNA-binding transcription activator activity, RNA polymerase II-specific; RNA polymerase II cis-regulatory region sequence-specific DNA binding. The record is from RefSeq and is a predicted model, not a curated record. Gene Ontology annotation, cellular component: nucleus.
CACAUCACAGAUUACUACGCAGUCGCACAAAAUGGGAGGGAAAUGGCGUCGGUAAUCUUGGUGGUGUUGAAAAUUGAGAUAUCUUGCCGCCGAUCAACCAUAAUACUGUAGGGCUUUGAAGCAGGAAUUUUGAAUCAACGACUUAAAGUAAAUUUCAUCCUGAAGAUGAAGUGUCAACAAAAGGGCACUGAUGGAAAGGUGUGUGGAUUUCACCUGGAUUCUUCCUUCAAGUUCUGCCCAAACUGUGGCUCAAAAGUUACAGAGGAGACAACGCCAUCAGACAACCUAAAGACAACAGAUGUUAAGGAAUGCUGUACAGGAUGUAAGGAUGGGAAGUUUUGUUCCAGUUGUGGCACUGCAGUAGCAGCAGAACAAAACCAGUUCUCCACUAGAAGAAGUUCCAGGCAAAGAAAUGUCAAGACUGCACAUGAGCUUUUGGGAGUUGGAGAGAAGGGUCGAAAGACUGCAGCAGUACCAGACUCUCCAACAAAGGCACAAACAUCGCCAACCACAAACAAGAUUACUCAAGCUGCUAGUGACUCAGUCCGGCAGACAAGGAGUAGUCCUGCACAUGGACAAGCUAAAGUGCUGGGAUCAGGAAGGGGUAAUGCUUCUCCAAGAAGAGGUAGAAGUGCAGGUUUGUCAUCAGUAUCCCCGUUCUCAGCAUCUCCCAAGUCCCCUGUCCUAGCUAAGCAACCUGCAUCAAUAUCUACAAGAGCUAAAUCUCCCAGGAGUACAGGAAAUCAAGAGGCAAAGGAGAUUACAUCUACCAGAAAAAGUGGAAGAUCAGCCCAGGCACAAUCAGAUUCAGUGGCAAAGGAAUCCAAGACUUCAGACACACCCGUUGUCAAACCUGUGGUGAAGCCUUCUGGUAGAGUGACCAGGACAAGGUCUCAGAGAAAGAGUGGUGAAGAUGUGGAUCUGCCCACUCUGCAGCCAAGUAAAAAUGUCUUGUCUAACAAAAAAAGGAGGGUAUCGGAGGGGACUACAGGAGAAAGUGAGGGUGAAAGGACUGCAUCUGACUUGGGAGAUAAGUCAGCAAGUGAUGCACCAGAGGAAGUCACCACAGCAUCACAAAAUAUGACAAAAGGUCUCUCCAUAGUAUCUCAAAAUGUGACAAAAGAUGGCACCACUGCAGCUGGUAGUGCAGGAGAAGACGGUCCAGAAGCUCCAGGCAGAAAGAGAACAUUAGUGGUAUACAAGAUCACAGAGCCUAAAGGUGUUGCAUCAGACUCUGCCCUCUCCUCACCACCAAAGAAAGUACAGGUCAUAGAACUCUCUGCUGGUGAAGAUGCCCAACCAGCUGUCCAGAGUACCUCUUCUGCAGAAGAAAGCAGCCUUGUGCCUGAUCCUUUGCCCACUUUGCAGCAGGAUGAUGAUAAGGGCACUCCUAGGUCCAAUGUUCUACUUGUAGACAGUGUUGCCCCAGAAUCCACACCAGAGCCAGGCAGUAGCUCAGCAGAGGCAAGUAGAAACAUUGUGAAAGAGGGUGAAAAGCCUGUGAAACCAGAACCAAAGAUUUCUUACACAUUCCGACUGAUUGCAGAUUCUGAGCAUGAUGAUAAAAUCCUGGUGGAGUUGGUUAAUGAACCAGAAGAACAACAGGAAGAAGAACAACAAGAAGACGUCAAAUUAGAUUUUGAUCCAGAGCCUGUCCGCAGUGACCCAGAGAUAGAAGAGCUGAUUAAGUCAUUAAAACCAGUGGCAAAGUAUGAAGACUACAGUGAAGUUGUUUACACCAAUGCCGAAGAUAAACCAGGUAUUCUUGGAACUAAAAUGCAUUCCUGCAAGCAGUGUGACUUCACCUCCCCCAUGAAGAAAACAAUGAUAGCACAUCUUAGAGAAGAACAUGGGGGGUUUGAACCUUGGAAGUGCCCUAAAUGUGACUUUACAGCUGAACUGAAGGUCGGAGUAGUGAACCACCUUGCCUCCCACUCAACUGUCAAGCCUUAUUCAUGUGAUGUAUGUGGAAAAGACUUUCGCUAUAAGCAGAAGCUGAAGAUGCACAUGAAGUACCACCUUGAUGUGAGAGAUUUUGAGUGUCCACAAUGUAACAUGGCAUUUCAUGAGAGUAAAACUCUGAGAAACCACAUCCAGAGAGUACACAUAGAGGGACAAGAUGUAUCAAGUAGGGGCAAAGAAACAAAGCUGGUAGGGGCAAAGAAGACAAAUAGAAGAACCGUGGACUACAUCAAGAAGCAAUUGCAAACUGAGAAGCAAGCAGAAACUGAUCUGCAAACUGCAGGAGAAGAUACUUUGGGGUCUGGAACAGACGUAGAGGAUGUGAAUGGGGAGGCAACAUCGUUAAAUAAGAAGACCCGUUUGACAACUGAAGAGGAAGAGCUGAUCUCUGCCAUGGAGAGAGCGCAGAAGGCCAAGAUAAAGAUGAAGCGCAGGGAUAAACUUUCAUCACAUAUAGAAAAUGACUUAUUACCUCAUUUCCUGCUUAAACCUGCUGGAGAUGGUAUUAACCAAUUGUGGGAAUGUAAGCUAUGCAGUAAAGUUAAUCACACCAAAACAGAAGCAUGUGAUCACAUGUUGAAUGAACAUAAAGAUGUGAAACUCUUCAGUUGUGACAUUUGCAACUAUUCAACUCGUCAUCGCAGUUCUCUGUAUCUCCACAAGAAGACUCACUCUGACGACCUCCCAUUUGCCUGCACCCUGUGCCACAGACGGUUCAAGAUCAAAACAAAUCUGAGAAGACAUUACAAUACUCAUACAAAUGAACGCAAUUACCAAUGCACUCAUUGUGACAAAGCUUUUAACAAUAAGGAUGAUGUCAGUAAACACAUCAAGCGGAUGCACACAAAGAUUGAUGGGGCUUCCAUGUUCAAAUGUGAUAUUUGCGACAAGUCAUUUAAAGUGGUAGCAGACUUGAACCGUCAUCAAAGGACCCAUGUAAACGAGCGGACUCUUCCCUGUCCUUACUGUAACCGGCUCUACAAGACAAAGGAGAGUUUGAACAUGCAUAUUCGCUGCCACACUACGGAAUACUACUGCCAGAUUUGUGAUAAACAAAUUGGAAGCCACUCUUCCUUCAUGGCACACAAGAAGCUGCAUGACCCUGAAUUUCAUGGCUACAAGUGUGACAUGUGUGAUAAAGUUUUACAGAGCAAAGGAAGCUGGCAAAUCCAUAUGCGUGUUAUCCACUCUGCUGAGAGACCAUUUAAGUGUGACGUAUGUGGAAAGUCUUUCAAGUUAAAAGUCCAUUUGGAGCGCCACAAGUUGAGGCAUUCUGAUGCUAAGCCUCAUUCCUGUGAUGUUUGUGGAUUUUCAUGUAAAAGGCAGGAAGCUCUGAGGGUUCACAUGCGCACACAUGACGUGGAGAAGCCAUACACAUGCAUUCAUUGUGGGAAGGGUUACACCCAGAAGCAUGCCCUGGAAGCACACGUCCAGAUGCAGCAUGAUGAGAGGCAGUUUGAGUGUGGCCUCUGUGGCUCUAUAUUCAAGGCACUGUUCCAGCUGCAGAGACACAUACGCAAGUACCAUGCAGAACACAGCAAUGAUAACCUGUCAAUGACAGAAGUUACACAAACUGUGACUACUUCUCAUGAUUCUCCUGCAGCAGCAUUAGCCAGUUCCUCACUUCUGACCAGCAUGGCCACCACCAGCACUGGGGACCUGACCUCAGAGCCCUCGUCCACUAUCCUAGGCUGUGAGACCUGCCAGGAGACCUUUCCUGACCAGCACUCCCUGGCCCUACAUAUACUGACCAGUCACAUGGACCAGAAGCUGAUCUCGGGGGGUGUCGGCGUCAUGCUGACCACUGCAGGGUCCAGUGGGGGCUCUACUCUGAUAGCAGUCAACCCAGCAGAGGGUCAGGAUGUAGUGACCACAGGUGACCAGGAGGUGGUGGAGACGGAAUUGGUGGAGGUCUCCAUGGAUGAGGAGACAAUUAUUGUAUCUCAGAAUACAGAAAGUGUGGAAGGGGAAGAAAUCAGAGAGGGUCAAUGAGAUAUGAGGGAAAGGAUAAUGGUGUGAAUGUUGAAUUAUAUUGGUUUUCAAACCGUGAAUUAUUUUGGAUUUUAAUUUGCAAAAUGAACUGAAACUCAGGACUCAAUUUCUUUAUUUGUGUAGUAGUAUAUUGGAUAUAAACUAUUUGCUUUAUUGUAUACUUAAUUAUGUAACCGUAAAAUUAUUUAAUAUUAAAAAGAAAUUAGCUAAACUAUCAGGAUUUGUAUCAUAGAAAAUGUGUGAAGCACUGGGAGAAUGACACUUUUAGUACCUACAAAGAAGCAAUGGAACCAUUAUUAUUUUUUAUGGUUAUAAACAAAAAAAAAAAAAAGUGAUUUUAUGUACCUGACGUGUAGCUAAUCAGUUGAUUUAAGUAGAGAAGAUAGCUGGUUAGCCAGUAGAUGAAUAUAGUAAACUGAACAUAUUUGUGUUGCUUAUGAAUAACACAAACCCUGGGUAUUUGAUUAAAGUGUUCUUUAUAUGUAGAAAUGACAGUAAAUUGAGGUGUUAAGAUAGUUUUAUCAUUUCUUUGAUUAGUAAAAAAACAUACAACAUCUCCUUUUCAAACACGGUUUAAGUAUUUUAGCGUUCUGUCUGGUAAUUAUUGCGUGACAGAAUCUGACUGUUUUGUGUCGUAUAAAACUCAUUUUACAGGAAAGAAAUUGAACGGAA